This is a messenger RNA of Neurospora tetrasperma FGSC 2508, 1329 nucleotides long. RefSeq names its product endoglucanase EG-1 precursor. Gene Ontology annotation, molecular function: hydrolase activity, hydrolyzing O-glycosyl compounds. The record is from RefSeq and is a predicted model, not a curated record. The coding region runs from base 1 to 1329 and encodes 442 amino acids. Lineage: Eukaryota; Fungi; Ascomycota; Sordariomycetes; Sordariales; Sordariaceae. The transcript has 2 exons. Gene Ontology annotation, biological process: carbohydrate metabolic process.
AUGUCACGAAGGAUUCUCUUGUCGGCCUUACUGGUCACCGCCGUGUCCGCUCAACAGCCAGGCAAACUGACACCCGAAGUUCAUCCCAAACUUCCAACAUGGGCGUGUACUGUUUCCGACGGCUGUAUCCAGAAGGACACAUCCUUGGUCCUCGACUCUGACUACAGAUGGGUACACACGGACGACUACACCAACUGCAAGACCAACGGUCUCAACCCAGCCGUAUGUCCCGACGCCGAGACAUGUGCUGCCAACUGUAACCUCGAGGGCGUCGACUACACUGGAUCUGGGAUUCACACCAAUGGUAGCGAGCUUACCCUGAACCUCUUUGUCAACCGGACCGAUGGGACCACCAGUCUUGUUUCCCCGCGAGUCUACCUCCUUGCCAACGGGACGACCUACGACAUGUUCUCGCUCCUAGACAAAGAGUUUACCUUUGAUGUGGACGUCAGCAAGCUCCCAUGUGGCACCAAUGGAGCUCUUUACUUCAGUGAGAUGCUCGCCAACGGAGGCAAGAGCUCGCUGAACCCAGCCGGCGCAAGCUAUGGCACGGGCUACUGUGAUGCCCAGUGCCCUACUCCAGCCUUCAUCAACGGCGAGGCCAACCUCGAAUCUUGCGGCGCCUGCUGCAACGAAAUGGACAUCUGGGAAGCCAAUUCCCGCGCCACCGCCUUCACUCCUCAUCCCUGCAACGUCACUGCGCUCUACAAGUGCUCCGGCGCUCUCUGCGGUCAUACCGACAAGUACCAAUCCGUCUGCGACAAGGACGGCUGCGACUACAACCCCUACCGCCUCGGUGACCACCCUUACUACGGUCGCGGCGAGGGCAACAAAGUCGACACCACGCGCCCUUUCACCGUGGUCACUCAGUUCUUCAGCAACACGACGAGCGCCGGGGAGAAGGAAUUGUCGGCCAUUAAGCGGCUGUACCUCCAGGAUGGCAAACUGAUCAGCACUUCCACCAUCGUCGUGCCUGGGUUCGAUUCAACGAGCGAUACCAUCACCGACGAUUAUUGCGCCAAGAACAAGCAGAUCUUUGGAGGAGUCAACGCGUUUGCCAACCAGGGCGGACUGCGACAGAUGGGCGAGGCGCUGCAUCGGGGCAUGGUUCUGGUUUUCAGCGUGUGGCAUGAUGCGGGAAGCGCGAUGAAGUGGUUGGAUGGGACGUUCCCUUCCGGUGCUGAUCCGGAGACACAGCCUGGGACAGAAAGGGGCCCGUGUCUGCCAGAGGAAGGGCAUGCAGAUGAUAUCCAGAGAGAUGCGAGCUGGACAGAGGUCAAGUUCAGUAAUGUGAAGAGUGGGGAGAUUGGGUCGACUUUCAAGGUUUGA